UGAAGAGUGGAUGAGAGAGAGGGAAGGAGAGAGAGAGAGGAGGGGUUGUUAGUAGGGCAGAAUGUAACUCAGUGACUAGCAGCCCUAUAGCGUGCUGGGAUCAAGUUUCUUCCUGUCUGUAACAGAUCCCUCUGAUCUGACCAACACAGACUGGAUCUCAGCUUUUAAUGGUAGCCUCUCUACCAGCUAUCACAACAAGCUGUUUCAUUUCACAGCGUUCUGAUGUUAUGACCGACACAUCGACUGACACAACAACUCCGGACUGGAUGAUGCGACCCUUGGGAUGCCUGGGAGGUGUUCCCAUGGUCUCUGCUUGAAAAGUGGCGCUGAAUACAAAGGAGACGAGGAGACGAGAGGACCGUAACACCGCCGCCUCUCUCCCGUAGCCUGUGAGGUGUUCCCAUGGUCUCUACUUGAAAAGUGGCGCUGAAUACAAAGGUUGUAAGAGAGGACGAGAGGAGACGAGAAGUAGCCGUGUGAAGCGAUGAACAGAUAGACAUGGAGGUGGAUUUUAAAGACAUUUGUUGUUAUUGUUGUUGUUGUUUAUCCAAACCCGGCGCCCUGACAGACUGACCAUGCCAUCGCUGUGGAAACAGUUGACCUUUUCCUUUGCCACUCUGCUCUGCGUGCUCUCUGCCACUCUGCUGCUGGUUGCCCUGGCGACCGAGCGCUGGGUCAGCGGGAGGAUCCUGUGUGGUACCGGGGCAGAGCUGGUCAGCGCCAACUGUUCUGAACUGGACAAGUUCACCGGACACAUCUACUACGGCCUGUUCCAGGGUCAGAAGACUAGGAGGUGUGGACUGGGAAACCGCAGCACCAAGAUAUACAUCUUCCCUACUCUGGUACAGACCCUGAACACAGGUCUCCAUGUGAUGGUGAUAGUCUUCCUGUUGGUGGCCGUGGGGUUUACUCUGCUCAGCCUCUCAGUCUCUAUCUACAACGCACGCAAGGUUCCCUACCAGAGCAUUAAAGGCCCCACUGGACUCUACAUCUGGAACACCAUAGCAGGGGUGUUUGGGUCGUUAGCCGUCCUGUGUUUCUUAGCAGCUGUCAGACAUCAUCGGUUAACGGAACGUGUCUCUAACUACCAGGAGACUCUUUUCCAUUUCUCCAUUCUGGAUGAGCGACUGGAUUGGUCCUUCUGGCUAGGCGUGGCCAGCGUCGCUACGCACGGUGUGGUGUGUGUUGUCGUGGCAAUGAGCCGAAUCAAACUGCCCAAACCACAGAACAAGAAACAGUCCGAGCAGCCAACUGUCACCGCUGAAGUCCUCAUGUACUGACACACACACACACACACACACACACACACACGUUAGUGGGACAUUAUCUACUAGCCUGCUGUAAUCAACACGACACUGGGUCUAUCAACUGUCUAUAGAAACUGUAAUCUACACUGGGUCUAUCUACUGUCUAUAGAAACUGUAAUCUACACUGGGUCUAUCUACUGUCUAUAGAAACUGUAAUCAACACUACACUGGGUCUAUCUACUGUCUAUAGAAACUGUAAUCUACACGACACUGGGUCUAUCAACUGUCUAUAGAAACUGUAAUCUACACUGGGUCUAUCUACUGUCUAUAGAAACUGUAAUCUACACUACACUGGGCCUAUCUACUGUCUCUAGAAACUGUAAUCUACACUACACUGGGUCUAUCUACUGUCUCUAGAAACUGUAAUCUACACUACACUGGGUCUAUCUACUGUCUCUAGAAACUGUAAUCUACACUACACUGGGCCUAUCUACUGUCUAUAGAAACUGUAAUCUACACUACACUGGGUCUAUCUACUGUCUAUAGAAACUAAUCUUCACUACACUGGGCCUAUCUACUGUCUAUAGAAACUGUAAUCUACACUGGGUCAAUCUACUGUCUAUAGAAACUGUAAUCUACACUGGGUCUAUCUA
Oncorhynchus kisutch (coho salmon) is the source of this 1900-nucleotide messenger RNA. Its product is annotated as clarin-2-like. The transcript is spliced from 4 exons. NCBI's taxonomy places the organism in Eukaryota, Metazoa, Chordata, Actinopteri, Salmoniformes, Salmonidae. Bases 576 to 1280 code for a protein of 234 amino acids. The record is from RefSeq and is a predicted model, not a curated record.